AUAGUAUCAACAGUUGUUGAUCAAGUUGAGAUAAACUCAGAAAACGUUAUUUAAUUUUCUUAGAUAUUUGAUGUUCUGUUGAGUAUUGAAUUUUGGAAAUUGAUUGGGGUAAGAUGGAGGAAAGAUAUGAACCAUUGAAAGAACUUGGCUGUGGGAAUUUUGGGGUGGCAAGGCUAGUGAGGGACAAGAAAACUAAGGAGCUUGUUGCCGUCAAAUACAUUGAAAGAGGGAGAAAGAUUGAUGAGAAUGUGCAGAGAGAGAUUAUAAAUCAUAGAUCAUUGAGGCAUCCGAACAUUGUCAGAUUUAAAGAGGUAUUGUUAACUCCAACACAUUUAGCAAUUGUAAUGGAAUAUGCAGCGGGCGGAGAACUUUUUGAUAGAAUAUGCAGUGCCGGAAGAUUUAGUGAAGACGAGGCUCGCUUCUUUUUUCAACAGCUAAUAUCCGGAGUCAGCUAUUGUCAUUCAAUGGAAAUCUGUCACAGGGAUUUGAAACUGGAAAACACGCUCCUUGAUGGAAGUCCAAUACCACGUGUUAAAAUAUGUGAUUUUGGUUAUUCAAAGGUUUCUUGCUUUCUGGCUGAGAAAUUAUCUACUACUAUCAUAUAUCUAGUAGGACAUUACAUUUUCUAUUUACUAUUUUUCUUCAUUAUGCAGUCUGGAUUAUUGCAUUCACAGCCCAAGUCAACUGUAGGUACACCCGCUUACAUUGCUCCAGAGGUCCUUUCACGGAAGGAAUAUGAUGGGAAGGUUGCAGACGUGUGGUCAUGUGGGGUGACACUGUAUGUGAUGUUAGUUGGAGCAUACCCCUUUGAGGAUCCUGAAGAUCCUAGAAAUUUCCGUAAAACUAUCGGGAGAAUAAUGAGCGCUCAGUUCUCCAUACCGGAUUAUAUACGAAUAUCUGCAGGUUGUAUGAACCUUCUUUCUCGGAUCUUCGUUGCAAAUCCAUCAAAGAGGAUCUCCAUUCCUGAGAUAAAGAAACACCCCUGGUUUCUAAAGCAUUUGCCAAAAAACUUGAUGGAUGGUAGGAAUGUGAAUUAUGGAGAAGCUUCAGGUCAGCAGCUGCAAAGAGUAGAAGAUAUAAUGCGGAUCAUACAAGAGGCGAAGUUCCUUGGAGAAGGGUCAAAAUAUGGGCAAGCGCCUGCAGAGGCAACAAUAGACCCCGAUGACUCGGAAGGUGACCUGGAAUCUGAAAUUGAAACCAGUGGUGAUUACAUCAUCCAUUUCUGAGGAUGUCAUCGUGAACUAGAAUGAAAAGAUUUGUAGUGUGCAAUUCUAUAAUGUUCACAGAUGACGGCACUAUGAGUUUCAGGUGUGUUCAACUUUAUGAGAUGUACUUAACCAGCAA
Capsicum annuum is the source of this 1344-nucleotide messenger RNA. Its product is annotated as serine/threonine-protein kinase SAPK3. The record is from RefSeq and is a predicted model, not a curated record. Gene Ontology annotation, biological process: intracellular signal transduction; protein phosphorylation. NCBI's taxonomy places the organism in Eukaryota, Viridiplantae, Streptophyta, Magnoliopsida, Solanales, Solanaceae. Gene Ontology annotation, molecular function: ATP binding; protein serine/threonine kinase activity. The transcript is spliced from 8 exons. The coding region runs from base 114 to 1226 and encodes 370 amino acids.